AUGUCGUUUGAACGGCGAAAAAUAGCCAGUUUAAAAAGGAGUUCUGACGAAAAUUAUUUUGACAGAUAUACAGGGAUUCUUCAUAGUAUUAACUCAAAAGACUCUACAAUAUCACUUCAGAAUGUUCGUUCUUAUGGAACAGAAGGCCGUAGAGGAAAUCCGAAGGAAGAAAUUCCACCAUCAGACAAUAUUUUUGAAUAUAUUGUUUUUCGUGGCUCAGAUGUUAAAGACCUGAGAAUUGAUGAACCGGCCCCACCUAAAACUGUUCUUCAGAUACCAAACGAUCCUGCUAUACUUAGGACAACUGCACCCCCGUCACUUCAAUCACGUCAAGGAUAUUCUUUUUCUAACGAACAUUACCCAAAUACCCAAAGAUAUUCUUCUUAUCAAGGAUACGAUAUGCCUUCAGGUCUUCAGACAGGAACAUCUAUGGCAUCUUAUUACGAUAAUGUUAGCAAUAUUUCUGAACAUUCAAUUAAUCCGAAUCAUUCUUCUAAUCAAUCUUUGCAAAUGCCGAUAUCUCAAACUUCUUCUGCAGCAAUGAAUACACGGUUAUGUUCUCUCCCAGCAACACAAUCUAGUGUAGAAAUCAAUGCCAGUCAUUUGUCAGCUAAAUUACCUAAAAAAGAAUCUAUAGCUCCUGCUAUGCCUCUACCAACACGAUUAAGAAGUUCAGUUGCACAUGAUACAAGUUCUAAGAAAAACGGAAUGCUAAAUCACAAAAAUAUAACGUCAUUUGCUGGUUCACCUAAAGCUCAAUCUACAUCUACUGUUUCUACGAUGAAUAAUGAAAUAUUUUCUGAUAUUCAGAACAUAACAGACAAGAUAUCAAAAUUGGAUACAGAAUCACAAAAUAAUCAAUUAUCAAAUACAGGCACUCAUUUAACACAUCGUUAUGGAAAACGACGUGAUAAUGGACAUACGCAUGUUCGUAAGCCGUCAAAAGUAAUCAAUAUACCAAAGGAAGAGUUUGAUUUUACACAUUGGAAUUCUAAAUUCAACAAAGAAGAGUUAAUAAAGCUCUCAAACGAUCGGGAAACUAAUGAUACAAACAAUCCAGUUGUUUGUCAUAAAGAGAGUUACUAUGACAGCAAGAGGUCUUUCUUUGAUAAUAUAUCCUGCGAAAAUAAAGAACGUAUUGAAAAUAAAGAAAAAGAAAAUAGUAGAGCAAGACGUGAUCAAGAAAGAAAUCAAAAUAUGGAAACAUUUGGGCAGUUUCAAUUACCAGGAGCAAGAAAAUACGGAAAAGGACGUGGAAAAGGAAGAGGUGGAUUACGCGGGAAAUACCAGGGUCCUAGAAGUAGAAACGUUCGCAGAGAUCAGGAUACAACUAAUGGAGAAUCAACGCAACCAAUACAAGUAUAA
Molecule: messenger RNA, 1365 nt
Organism: Pneumocystis jirovecii RU7
Lineage: Eukaryota; Fungi; Ascomycota; Pneumocystomycetes; Pneumocystales; Pneumocystaceae
Exons: 3
Coding region: 1-1365 (454 amino acids)
Biological process (GO): cytoplasmic stress granule assembly; P-body assembly
Cellular component (GO): P-body
Molecular function (GO): mRNA binding
Source: RefSeq, a predicted model, not a curated record